Messenger RNA from Carica papaya (papaya), 791 nucleotides. It is a transcript of the gene FLA11, whose product is annotated as FASCICLIN-like arabinogalactan-protein 11. Lineage: Eukaryota; Viridiplantae; Streptophyta; Magnoliopsida; Brassicales; Caricaceae. The record is from RefSeq and is a predicted model, not a curated record. Gene Ontology annotation, biological process: plant-type secondary cell wall biogenesis. Gene Ontology annotation, cellular component: plasma membrane.
UCCCUCUGCUAUUCUUACAGAAUAACAGAGAAUAAGUAAUGGCAAGGCAAUUUCUAGCUUUGAUCGUCGUCUUUUUCUUCCUCCAUUGGUGGGAAACAAAUGCUCAAGCUCCGGCACCGCCGUCUGGUCCAACAAACAUCAGUGCGAUUCUUGAGAAAGCUGGUCAGUUCACCACCUUCAAUCGUCUGUUGGGUAGCACACAAGUGGCUAACCAAAUCAACACACAGCUCAACAACUCCAACCAGGGACUCACCAUCUUCGCACCUACAGACAACGCUUUCAAUAACCUAAAAGCCGGAACCCUAAACUCCCUUUCCGAUCAACAGAAGGUCCAGUUGGUUCAGUUCCAUAUUCUCCCUACUUUCCUCUCCGUGUCGCAGUUUCAAACCGUCAGCAACCCUCUUCGCACGCAGGCUGGAAACAGUAACGGUGGCCAGUUUCUGCUCAAUGUUACAACUUCGGGGAAUCAAGUGAAUUUGACGACGGGUGUUGUUGAUGCAAUGGUGGCUAACACAGUGUAUACUGAUAAGCAGUUGGCUGUUUAUCAGGUGGACCAGGUGCUGCUUCCUUUGGAUCUUUUUGGGUUGUCAUCGUCGCCGGCGCCGGCGCCAUCGCAACUGGAGAAGACUGUUCCGGUUUCAGCUCCGAAAGGGUCUUCGUCGGCUGGCGCAUCUGUUGAUUCGUCUAUUGCAGCGAGCUUAAACUGCAAUGUAUUGGCGAUGGCGUCCACUGGGAUUGCAAUUUUGGCAGCGGCAUCUUUUUGGCUAUGAUUUAUUUAAAAAAAAAAAAAA